AUGGAAUUUGAUGAGAUCGUCGUGAAAGAAAGCCCGGGACUAUGCCGGUGCUGUCUUUCCGAAGGUUGUUACAAAGACUUGGGUACGGAAUAUACUUGGAUGGAUGAUACAGAAGUUUAUGCCGAUAUGUUAUUGGAAUGUUUCGAUAUAAGUAUAUCUCAACACAAUGAAGGACCAAAUGGUCCCAACAGGUUGAUCUGUGAGGUGUGCAUUACUAGGUUAAGAGAUGCCUGCAAUUUCAAGAAGCAGGUGCUGGCAUCAGAGAAGAAAUUUGUAGAUAUGAUGGGUCGUGGCGCUUUUAAACCGAAAGUAUUAGUCUAUCAAAGUCCUGUAAAAGCUGAAACAAAUAUGGAAAUACCACAGCAGGUUGAGGAGCCAGAUGUGGAGUAUCUUGAAGCGGAUUUGGAAUAUGAAGAUGAUCUCCAAAAAGAAGAUGAAUCAAUAGAACAUGUAACCGAGGACAUAACCGUAACUACUUUACCGGUAAAAGGCAAACGAGGGCGGCCAAGGAAGAAUGCUGUAGUUGUAAAAAGCGAUAAGAAGGCCAAAGUAACUAAAUCGGAAGAGAAACCUAAAACAUCUAAAGCUGUUUCUAAAGGUGAGAAACGCCUAGGGACGGCAGCCGAGGCAGUGAGUAAGUCCUCAAUGUCCGCUACGAAACGUCACCGCCUCAUGAAAAGGAAUGCGAUCAUUAUUCUAGAAUCUUCCUCUGUGAUGCCCUUUAAAUGGCACAGGCAGAACUACCUCUGCUUCUAUUGUCAUCGCACUUUCAAAGACACGGGGCUCCUCAAGGAGCAUACUAGGACCGCACAUAUAGAGCCAAGAAUAAAAUCUGCCGUGUUAUAUCUAAGAAGGGACGAAAAGGUGAAAAUAGACGUAUCAACAACUGUUUGUGUGUUAUGCGGCUCGAAUUUUGAAGAUUUGAACAGUCUUAUAGACCAUCUUAAAUCCAUACACAAAAAGACAUUCACUGAGGAUUGUGAAUACGGUGUAAUACCGUACAAACUAGAACCGGAUAAGUUCCAAUGCGCGAUUUGUAAAGCGGACUUCCAAUACUUCAUCAAACUGAACCAGCAUAUGAACGAGCAUUACGAAAAUUAUAUUUGCGAGUUGUGCGGCAAAUCUUUCUUGAGUCAGGAUCGUCUCCGAUGUCAUACGUUGAGCCACGGCUUCAGUUUCCGUUGUAGAUAUUGCGCCGAGAUAUUCGACUCGCUCACGCAAAAGAUCAAUCAUGAAUACAAAACCCACAACAAGAAAAAGAUAAUUAAAUGCCAAUAUUGUACAGAGACGUUUGAAAAUUAUAGUUUAAGAAAGAAACACCAUAACGCAGUCCACAGUGUGGAUAUGCCGGCAAUCUGCUGCCCAAUGUGCGGCAAGACAUUCCUAAUAAUGAGCAAAAUGCAAGUACACAUGAAAGAGGUCCAUCUGAGGGAGAAGAAUUUCGCGUGCACGAUGUGCGAUCAGAAGUUUUUCUCCAAGAGCCACGUACAAAAGCACAUGGUAAAGCACGUCGGAGAGAGGAUACAUCAGUGCGAGAUCUGCAAGAAAUCUUAUGCUAGAAAACAAACUCUUCGGGACCAUAUGAGAAUACAUAAUAAUGAUAGGAGAUAUGUUUGUGGUGUCUGCGGUCAGGCGUUUGUUCAAAAUAACAGUCUUAGGUUGCAUAUAAGGGUUCAUCAUCCUGACGUGGACGCGUAA
Molecule: messenger RNA, 1698 nt
Organism: Parnassius apollo (apollo)
Lineage: Eukaryota; Metazoa; Arthropoda; Insecta; Lepidoptera; Papilionidae
Source: the annotation of a GenBank genome assembly